AUGGGUUCUCAUGCUCACAAAGUUCUCGGAUUGGGCAAUUCAAGAGGUCGUUUAUACACGAGACACGCGGAUUUACUGAGGUAUCCAGCAGACAGCGCUGACAAAGAAUGGAUUGCAAGUCACAAUCUUGUGAAUGCUGUCGGAGGCAAAACUUACAUCAUGGUUUUAGAAGAUAUAGAGGAACUGGCUCAUAGUGAUGCAUACAAGCACAAUUCGUUGCCCUUACUUGGCGAGCUGACCGGUUUCAAAGUACCACUAUUUAUGUUGAGGAAGAUAAAGGCAUAUGUUCUUAAGAGAGCUCUGAGCGGGGAUCUAAACGCCGAUAGCCCACAGCCAACAAUGAGUAAUCAAGAGGACAAAUUCAAAAUUGAUGAUAUAAAAAUCGAGGCACACGACGACUUCGAUUCUGCCAACUUCAACGCCAGUCAGUAUAUGAACAAUUCAGAUGGCGCAGGCGUCGCAAACGAUAACGACUUCGCCGAUAUAAAAGUCGAAGAUAUAGAUGACAUUAAAGUGGAUGGAAUCAAAAUGGAAGAUCUGGAUGAGAUGAAGGUUGAUGGAAUCAAAGUGGAAGAUCUGGAAGCGAACGGUAUUAAAGUUGAAAAUAUAGACGAUAUCAAUGUUGAUACGAUCAAAGUUGAAGACAUCAAACUCGAGAAUGAUGAAUUUGAUUUGUGUAAGGAUAAUGAUGAGAACAGUCUGGUCGAUGGGUUGCUUGAGGCGGAUAUUGAGUUCCUGAGCCGGAACUUGGGGGAUAUUGAAAGUGACGCAGAUGCAAGAAAGACAAUUGAGAAGUUGACAGGUGUCAAUCCGGACACAAUUACUUUGGUUGGUGACGAAUUUGACAUCGGAAGUACACUUAAUAGCAACUUUUCAGGCAGUCAAAACACAAAGUGCAUAACAGUAGCAUCAACCACCAGUGGUAUGGUGCACAGUGUCCCCGUGGCCCAUUUGGCCCCGGGCCGUAUCGGCAGUACAGUGCACUACUACACAAGUGGCACGGUCCAAGGCCAGAGGACUGUCCAUCAUUUGCCUCAAGCCACUGUCACUAUACAAAGCAUACCGGCGUCUGCGUCUCAAGUUAUUCGCGGCAUUCCAAUCAACGCCAAGUCUGGGACCAUUAGUACUGUGAUGUCUCAGGGUACGGCCAACACGAUCAUCGGUUUUGGAACUCACAACUCGACCAUCAUCACUCCAGGACAAUACAACGUGACGAAAUCGUUUCCCAAUGGCAACAUUCUCCAUAACGCGAUAAUGUCCAAAACCCAGAAUUCAGGUAUUUCCUUUUCAGUCCAGCCGGUCACGACUCCCAAGUCGGACUUCGACAUCUCCACGACCAAGGAAAUGAUCGACAACGCUUGUAAUUCCUCGGUUAUGUUGAAGAAGGUUCUGACGUUGGGCAGUGCGGGUUCAGGCAAGUCUUUCAUAAUGCAUAACACCCAAAAGGUUCUUUCUACCGGGUUCGCGACGGGUUCCACACCGCCACCUAAUGUGACGAUAGUUAGUUCUGGUCCUGGGCUCUUGAACAGUCUGGGAAAUUCUACUAUUGUGUGCCCUGGUAAUGGCAAUUUAAGUGCGACUCACGCAACUUUGUCAGCGCUUUUGGCUUCAAGCGCUGAGAAGGCUCAGGCAAAUAAAAAAUGA
This is a messenger RNA of Pieris macdunnoughi, 1644 nucleotides long. The record is from the annotation of a GenBank genome assembly. Lineage: Eukaryota; Metazoa; Arthropoda; Insecta; Lepidoptera; Pieridae.